Papaver somniferum (opium poppy) is the source of this 1131-nucleotide messenger RNA. Its product is annotated as E3 ubiquitin-protein ligase RNF14-like. Gene Ontology annotation, biological process: positive regulation of proteasomal ubiquitin-dependent protein catabolic process; protein polyubiquitination; ubiquitin-dependent protein catabolic process. NCBI's taxonomy places the organism in Eukaryota, Viridiplantae, Streptophyta, Magnoliopsida, Ranunculales, Papaveraceae. Gene Ontology annotation, molecular function: zinc ion binding; ubiquitin protein ligase activity; ubiquitin conjugating enzyme binding. The transcript is spliced from 5 exons. The record is from RefSeq and is a predicted model, not a curated record. Gene Ontology annotation, cellular component: ubiquitin ligase complex; cytoplasm. Bases 1 to 1131 code for a protein of 376 amino acids.
AUGACGGCAUUUCAUUUGCCUUAUGGUUUCCCCGCCUUUAUUCGCUGCUCGCUCCUCCCACAGCAACAUAUCACACUUGUUCUUUUCUUUCUGCAUCUGGGCAAGGUAGAAAAAAAACAAAAAAGAAACCGAGAAAGAGGAUCACCGAUUGAAAUCAUUGAUCUUGAAAAUCCUAAAAGUAAGGUAUCAUUUGGAUUUUACAUUGAUCUUACCAUUGAUGAUGAUGAUGAUGAGAUAGUUGAAAUUAAAUCUGUUCGAUCGAUUACUCUUUCUGGUGUUAAGGUAAUCGAUGAGUUUAAUUAUCGUUCUGGUUCGAAGAAGAUGAAAAAGGAUGAAGAGAGUUUUGUAUGCGAGAUUUGUGUUGAGACGAAGAUGGUUAGUGAAUCUUUUCAGGUUAAAGGGUGUGCGCAUUCUUACUGUUCUGAAUGCAUGGUCAGGUAUGUGGCAUCGAAGAUUCAAGAGAACGUAAUAUCAACUAAAUGUCCAGAAUGGAGUUGCCAAGGAGUAUUAGAACCGGAAUUCUGUAAGUCAAUUUUACCACCAGAUGUUUUUGAUCGUUGGGGUAAAGCUCAGUGCGAAGCGUUAUUACUUGGGGAUCAGAAUAUAUACUGUCCAUUCAAGGAUUGUUCAGCACCCUUACUUGAUGAAGGUGGAGGAAAAAUAAUACGAUCAGAAUGUCCACAUUGUAAUAGAUUGAUUUGUGCACGGUGUAAAGUUUCAUGGCAUGAAGGGGUAAGAUGUGCAACGUUUCAAAAAUUGAAUGCUGACGACAGAGAAAAUGAAGAUAUUACGUUACAUGCAAUAGCAAAGAGAAAAAAAUGGAAAAGAUGUCCUAAGUGCAAAUUUUAUGUUGGAAAAAGCUAUGGGUGCUCAACGUUAACUUGCAGGUGUGGACUUACCUUCUAUUACAAAACUGGAACUCCAACGUACGAUUUUUCUAUUCCCCAAAUGGCUUCAACUCAGAGGCAACCAUUGCUCUCUCAGCUGCAUCCAUAUUACCAGCAAAGUGUGUCAAUUGUGAUAACGCCUCAACAGCAGCGGCAGCAGCAGGGUUCAAACCUGGAGAAUCAGAAGAUGUUGAUGGGUUAUCAAGUGGUUGAGUGUAAGGAGGAUAAUAAGCAAUUUGGCUAG